Molecule: messenger RNA, 2172 nt
Organism: Cuscuta europaea
Lineage: Eukaryota; Viridiplantae; Streptophyta; Magnoliopsida; Solanales; Convolvulaceae
Source: the annotation of a GenBank genome assembly
CGCUACUUGCAGAGACCCUAUGCAUUUUUAGCAUAGUAACAUCUCAUCGCAGUUGCCGAAAUUCGAAAUCGGGACUUAACCCUUGUGACACUCCCUCGCUAUCUGUUGAGCUACGCCCACCCCACCCGUAUCUUAAUUGGAUUUCAAAGCUUAGAGUCAAGAACAUACAAAGGACAGGGAUGUGUUUAGGCUAAAAGCCCAAAAUAAAAACUCCUUAGCAUUCGUAUUCAAACGCGUGUCUGGGUCAGAGACUUCGCUGUGUGGUCAGUGACUAUUAAACAUUCACCUGCAUAUAUAACCCUGUCCGAUUUACGCCUACUGAUUCUCCUUUCUAACACUUUUGGCAACCAGUUAGCCCGAAUCUAGGGAGAGAAAGCUAGGCGGCCAGCCGUAAUCUCCAUAGUCAAAUCUCGUUUCAACUCCUUCUCAGAAAAUGGCUGACGGUGAGGAUAUCCAGCCACUUGUAUGUGACAAUGGAACUGGAAUGGUGAAGGCUGGAUUUGCCGGUGAUGAUGCUCCAAGAGCAGUAUUUCCUAGUAUUGUUGGUCGCCCUCGACAUACAGGUGUCAUGGUUGGGAUGGGACAGAAGGAUGCCUAUGUGGGCGAUGAGGCUCAGUCUAAGAGGGGUAUCUUGACCUUGAAAUACCCAAUUGAGCAUGGCAUUGUCAGUAACUGGGAUGAUAUGGAAAAAAUUUGGCACCACACUUUCUACAAUGAAUUACGUGUCGCUCCUGAGGAGCACCCUGUCCUUCUCACAGAAGCACCCCUCAACCCUAAAGCAAAUAGAGAGAAGAUGACUCAAAUAAUGUUUGAGACCUUCAAUGUUCCUGCAAUGUAUGUUGCUAUUCAGGCUGUGCUCUCCUUGUAUGCAAGCGGUCGCACAACUGGUAUUGUUCUGGAUUCUGGUGAUGGUGUGAGCCAUACUGUACCAAUAUAUGAAGGUUAUGCUCUUCCUCAUGCCAUCCUCCGUCUGGACCUUGCUGGACGUGACCUCACCGACCACCUCAUGAAGAUACUCACUGAGAGAGGUUACAUGUUCACUACUACUGCCGAGAGAGAAAUUGUUCGUGACAUGAAGGAAAAACUUGCUUACGUGGCACUCGAUUACGAGCAGGAGCUUGAAACUGCAAAGAGCAGUUCUUCUGUUGAGAAGAACUAUGAGUUGCCUGAUGGACAGGUCAUCACCAUUGGGGGAGAAAGGUUCCGUUGCCCAGAAGUCCUUUUCCAGCCAUCUAUCAUUGGGAUGGAAGCUGCUGGUAUUCAUGAGACCACAUACAACUCGAUCAUGAAGUGUGAUGUGGAUAUCAGGAAGGAUCUGUAUGGUAAUAUUGUUCUCAGUGGUGGGUCUACAAUGUUCCCUGGCAUUGCUGAUCGUAUGAGCAAGGAAAUCACUGCUUUGGCUCCCAGCAGUAUGAAGAUUAAGGUGGUUGCACCGCCUGAAAGAAAAUACAGUGUUUGGAUUGGUGGAUCCAUCCUUGCGUCCCUCAGCACUUUCCAGCAGAUGUGGAUUUCUAAAGGGGAGUAUGAGGAGUCUGGCCCAUCAAUUGUCCACCGGAAGUGCUUCUAAGAUGCUUCUACUGUUACUAUUACUACUACGUAGAGGGUGAGUUUCUGGUUUUUGUAAUACUUCUUCCCUGCUUUUAUGUGACAUGUCAAUGUCUGUUGCAUAUGUAUUUUUAUCGAAAAUAUGGCAUCUUUGUUUCUCAUAUUACAGGGGACUGCGACAAUGGUUUGCCUUUUCUGCCUUAGACGUGUCAUUACUAGCAAGUGUUUGUAGUUGGUGAGCGUUUGAUUGUGAUGUGUUUUUUCUUUUUCUUUCCAAUUUCUUAUUAUAUGGCUCUUUAAUCAGCAGGUGGACUUGUGUUAAUAGUUUAUUGCAAGGCAAAUUUUAUGAUACUCUGUUUUGGAAAAGUAUUGUGAUGGUCAGGUUGGAAGGUUCUGUGUUUUUUAUCCGUGUGGAUGGAUGCAUGUAUAAUUUGUGUUUUUUCCGUUUUUGAAGAAUCGGCUUAGAAUUAUCUUUUUAAUAAUUUUUCCAUAUUUAAUUAUGCUCACGUAUUAUUUAUAGCUUUGCGUUCUGUUUGGGAUUGGUGUACAGUGAUAUACAAUAUCGGAGUAUUAUUUGAUACAUAGAGCUGGUUUGGUAUUAUGUUCAAUCUUAAACGAGAAUAUAAC